AUGAAAAGGCAAAACCAAAGCUCUGUGGUUGAAUUCAUCCUCUUGGGCUUUUCUAAUUUUCCUGAACUCCAAGGGCAGCUCUUUGGGGUUUUCUUGGUUGAUUACCUGGUGACUCUGAUGGGAAAUGCCAUCAUUAUAGUCAUCAUCUCCCUGGAACAGAGCUUACACGUUCCCAUGUAUUUGUUUCUCCUGAACUUGUCCGUGGUGCAUGUGAGUUUCAGUGCAGUCAUUAUGCCUGAAAUGCUGGUGGUCCUCUCCAGUGAAAAAAGUAUGAUCACCUUUGCAGCCUGUUUUGCACAGAUGUAUUUCAUUCUUCUUUUUGGUGGGACCGAAUGUUUUCUCCUGGGGGCAAUGGCUUAUGACCAAUUUGCUGCAAUCUGCCGUCCUCUGAGCUACCCAAUGAUUAUGAACAAAAGGGUUUUCGUGAAAUUAGUUAUAUUCUCAUGGGUCUCAGGGAUCAUGGUGGCCACUGUGCAGACCUCAUGGGUUUUUAGUUUUCCCUUCUGUGGCCCCAAUGAAAUUAAUCAUCUCUUCUGUGAGACUCCCCCAGGGCUAGAGCUUGCAUGUGCAGACAUCUUUUUAUUUGAAAUCUAUGCAUUCACUGGCGCCAUUUUGAUUGUUAUGCUUCCUUUCUUGUUGAUACUCUUGUCUUACAUUCGAAUUCUCUUUGCCAUCCUGAAGAUGUCAUCAACCACUGGGAGGCAAAAGGCCUUUUCCACCUGUGCCUCCCAUCUCAUGUCUGUUACCCCCUUCUAUGGCACAGCCAGUAUGACUUACUUACAACCCAAAUCUGGCUACUCCCCAUAAACCAAGAAGCUGAUGUCCUUGUCUUACUCACUUCUUAUGCCUCUGCUGAAUCCACUGAUCUACAGUUUGAGAAACAGUGAGCUGAAAAGAGCUCUGAUGAAAUUAUGGCUAAGAAAAGUGGAUUUAUAUACAUUCUGA
This is a messenger RNA of Physeter macrocephalus (sperm whale), 945 nucleotides long. It is a transcript of the gene OR10A3, whose product is annotated as olfactory receptor family 10 subfamily A member 3. Gene Ontology annotation, molecular function: olfactory receptor activity; G protein-coupled receptor activity. Gene Ontology annotation, biological process: G protein-coupled receptor signaling pathway. The record is from RefSeq and is a predicted model, not a curated record. Gene Ontology annotation, cellular component: membrane. Lineage: Eukaryota; Metazoa; Chordata; Mammalia; Artiodactyla; Physeteridae.